This is a messenger RNA of Anolis sagrei ordinatus, 717 nucleotides long. NCBI's taxonomy places the organism in Eukaryota, Metazoa, Chordata, Lepidosauria, Squamata, Anolidae. The record is from RefSeq and is a predicted model, not a curated record.
AUGGUCUUCUUCGGCUACUAUCGGCACACCUUCCUUAGUCACACAAUUGCAAGGUAUCCAGGGAAGAUGUUCUGGCUUUUUUCCUUGGUUGUUUUGGCUUCUUGCACACCACAAAGCAGAGCGUUGGACGGAGGAAUCAAAAUCCAACUCACCCAGAAAGGUCUCGAAUAUGGAAAGGAAUUUGGGCUGCAAAUGUUGAUGUCAAAGCUGAAGAAUGAGAAAAUCCAAGACAUCGAUGGCUCCUACCGAGUCCCACUGGUCGGGAAUGUCCAUUAUUCCGUGUCAGAGAUCCAGAUCAAGGAACUUCAGGUCAACCACUGCACUGCUGGCUUCGUGGAAGGCACAGGUCUGAAGCUGACCAUCCAAAAUGCAGACUUCGUGCUCAGUGGCACAUGGAAAUACUCCGCCAGCUUCGGGAGUGAGACUGGCAUCAUUGACAUCAGCAUAAAGCAGCUGUCCCUUUCCGCUCUCCUUGGGCUGGACAAAGAUGACCAGGGCCGGCCGGUUGUGCGGCAGGAGGGCUGCCAGUCUUCCAUUGGAGGCUUGGACCUGAAACUCUCUGGAAAGAGCAGCUGGCUGUACAACAUGCUUGCGUCCGUUCUCAAGGGAGUCCUGCGAUCAGAGGUCAACAAACAAGUAAGGUUUGGAGCAUUUCAAGCAGAUUCUUCCUCUCUGAACAUCCUGAGAAAAAGGAGAAAAUCUCGUUCUCAUUGUUGA